Messenger RNA from Aspergillus aculeatus ATCC 16872, 1429 nucleotides. Its product is annotated as sucrase/ferredoxin-like domain-containing protein. The record is from RefSeq and is a predicted model, not a curated record. The coding region runs from base 321 to 1340 and encodes 339 amino acids. NCBI's taxonomy places the organism in Eukaryota, Fungi, Ascomycota, Eurotiomycetes, Eurotiales, Aspergillaceae. The transcript is spliced from 3 exons.
CAACGCUUUGCUUUAACUACUCGUCCGCAGCCAGUCAAGUGUGUUAACUAUAGUUCGCCGGAGGAGCUACCGUACUGUAUGUGGUCCACGACUCAAACUGACACAUUAUGACAAUGACAGUGGAAGUGUAGCUGCAGCCUACCAUUUGACAGGUCGCUGUCAUUGUCUCCGCGACAUACCUUACUCGAAGUUUAAUUCCACGCCUCGACGGAAUAGAGAACAAUCAUGGUUGCCUAUUUCGAUUACCUCCCUCGGGGAUAAGCCUCGGAGAUGAUACUUUGCGAUAGUCCGUCUCCGAGCUCAACGGAGUAUAUAGGAAAAUGUCCGAGCAGUUCAAUCGAUUAUCGUACGAUAUACCCAUUCUCUUUGAAGAUCAGCGUGCCGGGAAAGACCACCAUUCUCUCAAAAGCAUAGCGUCGCAAACCAACCCAGCUACGAUGCUCCGGUCCCUUCUGUCGCGCGGCGGCCUGAUCCGCAACGACGACUACAUCUUCCCCAGCGUGGAUCCCACGCAAGACGGGCCCGACUGCAAGCAAGACUGCGUCGACUGCACGGUACAAUUCCCAUCGAAGGUGAAGGUCGAGACCUCCCGGCCGCUGUACGGACACAUCAAAGAAUUCCACACCCACGUCUUGGUCGCGACAGGGAAGUCGGACUGGACCGAACAUGUUGAGAACGAGAAGGGAUCUCUCAUGGAGGCAUUCGAUGCUUCAUCCAACCAGUCCAAACACGGGCGCAUGAUGAUCUCAGCCUCAAAUCUCCAGUCCCACCACGAGAAAGAAGAAGAAGACGACAACAACAACAACGACAACAACAACGGGACGACAAUUCUUCUCCUCCCCUCCUUCACCUUCCUCGACUCCGUGCACAAAGCCGACGUACGCGAGGUCGUUGACCGAUACAUCGACGCCCCGCUCUCCAACAAAGGCCUCGUGGCCCACGAUCCCGCAUCGCGACUGGCCCCGCGACCAUGCCAGUACGACUACGUGGUGCUGCUCUGCUCCCACCGACGGCGCGACGCGCGCUGCGGGAUCACCGCUCCGCUGAUCAAGAAGGAGCUGGAGCGACAUCUGCGGCCGCUGGGGCUGUAUCGCGACGCGACCGACGAGCGGCCCGGCGGCGUGGGCAUCUUCUUCGUCUCGCAUGUCGGCGGCCACAAGUUCUCGGCGAAUGUGCUGGUGUAUCGGAAGGCGCAGGAGCAGAUGAUCUGGCUGGCCCGGAUCCGGCCGGAGCACUGCGAGGGCAUCGUCAAGUACACGCUUCUGCAGGGCAAGGUGGUGCAUCCUGACUCCCAGUUACGGGGUGGGUUCGAUCGAUGUCGUGGUUUGACGAGUUGGUGAUAGAAUUUUGUUCUCAGUGAUCAUGAUUAAAUCUGUAUACUUAGCUAAUACCCAAUCAAGUCAUAAGAAUAAUUAAAUCUCAGGUACGG